Messenger RNA from Cantharellus anzutake, 738 nucleotides. RefSeq lists its product as uncharacterized. Lineage: Eukaryota; Fungi; Basidiomycota; Agaricomycetes; Cantharellales; Hydnaceae. Bases 1 to 738 code for a protein of 245 amino acids. The transcript is spliced from 5 exons. The record is from RefSeq and is a predicted model, not a curated record.
AUGGAUCCAGGGACGUCACCUCUUUUGAAGGAACAGAUUCUCAACCCCUUGAUCUACAGUUCUCGCUCCUCUGCCUUCCAUAGAGAAGUCCGUGGGUUCGGGGAGCUACACUGUCUUCCUUGGUACUGCAGCUCUUGCAUAUUAUAUACCCAAGUGACAAUAGGAGUUUUGACACCACCAGCUGAGCCUUUCGCGGCGGUCGUACAGAAGGAACUUUUCAUAUUCCUGUCAUCCUUGGGUGUUGGGCUCAACACACGUAUGGUGAAAUCCGUGCAGCCGAGCAUAACUUUGAUCGCCUUCCACGCGUUGGAGAUCUCGUUGAUCACAUUCAUCAAAGGAAGGGAAGGUGUAGGACCCCCUUAUACAUCUGUUUUUACGUUGGGGUAUUCCGCUUUAAGUUCGCUGCCUAUGGUUAUUUCGGGCCGCCCAGGCGCCAUCUCGGUCGCUGAGGACGUAUCACAGCCUUCACUCCGAGGCUCACCCACUAUAUCCAGGGGCAGGGGGGGAGGGGCACCAUCAGAUGAACCCUUCACAAUCCUCGAAAAUCUCGAUCUGUCUCCUGGGGCCUGCGUUCGGGCAACGAAUGCUUGUACGAUUUACAACCCGGCGAACGGACUGCUCUCCCAAUCACGUUGGCUCGAACACACCCUCCGACGCAGUUGGCCUUUUGACUCCCUGGUUAGUCGUGUACAGCAUCUCUUGCUACCAAAACAAACGAAUCCACCACCCAUUGGGUGA